Messenger RNA from Linum trigynum, 258 nucleotides. The record is from the annotation of a GenBank genome assembly. Lineage: Eukaryota; Viridiplantae; Streptophyta; Magnoliopsida; Malpighiales; Linaceae.
AUGAACCUGGUGCAUAAGCUCCGGUCAUCGGAGAUUGUACAGGAUGAAGUGGGAGUGAUUUGCCGAAGCAUUAGAAGAUAUAUGCAGGAGUUGGGCAAUAAUACUUGGCAUCCUAUUAAUAGAGAGGCUAAUGCAUUGGCACUCCUAGUCACUCAUGCGGAGGUUUGUUGGGAUGAGAGAAUGAUUUGGGUGGAUAAUCCGCCUAGUUUCCUUAAGGACCAGAUGCAGCUGGACAUUGUAACCAUGGUUUCUGAUUAA